Arachis duranensis is the source of this 829-nucleotide messenger RNA. RefSeq names its product vascular-related unknown protein 4-like. The record is from RefSeq and is a predicted model, not a curated record. The transcript has 3 exons. Lineage: Eukaryota; Viridiplantae; Streptophyta; Magnoliopsida; Fabales; Fabaceae. Gene Ontology annotation, biological process: xylem development. Bases 139 to 756 code for a protein of 205 amino acids.
ACCAAACUCCACAAUCUCUAAUUAUACAUCAUUCUUCACAUUCUUUAUCUUCUUCUUCUUUUCUUUCUUGCUUUCUUGCUUUUUUUCUCACUGAGAGAAACGAAAUUGAAAAAUCCGGUGGGUUAAUUAGCUCCAAUAAUGAGUUCCAUAAGCGAAACCCCUUCUUCUUUUCUCACCACCAAGAACAUAACCGGUGAAGAUGAUGAUGAGUCCCCAGAAGAGAGUGGUUGGACCACUUACUUUGAGGAUUUCUUUAACAACAACAACAACAACCACAGCUAUUGUUCUACAAUAUUGUCUAAUAAUAAUAAUAAUAAUAAUUUAUCUUCUAGUGUUGUUGAUUGUUGUUGUUCUUCUUCUCUUGUCUCUGAUGCUGCUUCUUUGUAUGCUACAAAAUUUGUUGAUGACACCGUGCAAGGUAAUAAUAAAAAUAAUAAUAAGGAAUUAUGUAUGACUAUGAGAUUGAAGAAAGGUAGCAGAUCAGGUUUAGUGAAGAGGAAUAAGAACACCAGAAAAGGUUUUAUUGAUGAUGCUUUGGAAGAUACUGCAAGUUCUCCUCUUAAUAGCCCCAAGAUUUUAUAUGAAGAGAAGGAGGAACAACACCUUUUUCAUCAGGAGAAAGGAAAUGGCUCAGGAAUAAGAGAUGAAAGAAAAGAAUUGGGUUUUAAGAAGAGGGAUAGUGACUACACAGAACUGAAUAAGAAGGGUUGCUUAGUUCCUUUGUCUAUGCAUGGUAAUAAAGUAUAUCUAGGUUGACUAGUUUAAUUUUCCAAUGCUAAGAAAUCGCUCUCAAAUUUGCAAUUUUCUCUUCUUUAAUUAAAACCAUGCA